AAAGGAUAUUAAAACACAAAUGAAACAGUUACGUUUCAUUUGUGAAACGGUUUUUAAGGUUAAAACGAUUUCCUAAGUUAAAAUUUUGACGACGACGUACAAAAGUUACUUUUAAAGGAAUCAGAAGAUUUUUUACUGGUAGCGGUGUGCUUUCAUGAUUUUAUUGCGUUGUCUAGAGUUUCUCCUUUUCAUGAAUAAUGUCUUUCACGUGUAUGCAAGCGAACUAAAUGGCUUGGACUGAAACACAAUAGUGAUACUGAUAUUCUGUUCAGAACGACCUGCUAACCGUAAAAUGGCCCAUAAUCUUGGCUACUGAACAAUGGACGUAAAACAUCAAACUGACAAAUUGUAGUUCACCAUGAAGUGAGAGAACUAGAGGAUCCUUUUAUAUGACACCGCCAAUGUACUUUUUAACUUUUCUUCACGUGCUGGUGGCAGCCAGUGAUGGAUUCCUUCAAUAACCACGGUGUAAAAUUUCGGCUGAUAGAGUGGAAAUACUAAAGACGUGAGGGCGUUUUAGUCUACUGAGCUCAAUUUAAAGGUAUUUAGCAAUUGCCUAUAAUUUUCUGUUGUCGGGAAGGGCUUCAGAGAUUAGCAGCUGAUGAUCAUUUGUUAAAUAGCUGUCUAGGCUGCGUCGAAUUGACAAUGAAAACUUUCUGGUUUUUUCUUGUUUCAUCUUUCUUGAAUUUCGUAGCGAUAUUUUCUUGAUAAAUUUAUAACAAUGGUCUUAUAAUUGCAUCUUUGUUUUUCUUGGCCUUUGACUCAGGGUAACAGAUCUUCCAUUGAAACAAAGAGGCUUUGCGUUUUGACUGAGAGGACUGUUGAUCACAGUAAAUUACUACGUGUUAUAAUUUUCACGCGAUCACACCUCGUUUAUCAUCAUGUUAUGUUUAGAAAGAGUGUAUACCUUGCGCGAAAUUUUAUUGCAUCAUUAGCCAGCUUAAGUCUCAUGCAAAAGUUUGGUGGCUCACCUCACGCAGCUUUGCCCAAGUGACUUCGUAUGAAAGAACCUUCAAUAAUUGCUACCUCUUCUGGACGCGAUAUUUUAAGACAUCGUCGAAAGAAAAUAGAUUGCCUUGUUUCCUGUUUGCAGACAAAAAUUUACGCUUUGGGCCAAACUUUAAUAUUUAUAUAAAAAUGCUAGAAUUAUUUCUCAUCCUGUCUUGCAAAAAUAGAAAGAAUUCGAGGUAUCUUUAUCCAAAAAAGCUGACCGAAAAUUCUAAAGCGGAAACUUUAAAAAUUAAAUAUAAAAUUAAAAAAAAUUGCAUAAGACCCUCCACUGCAAUUGGAGGGUUUGGGGCGUACGUGAAAACUUGCAAAGUCGAAGAUUAUAGCGGAAUGAGAAAACGGAACAUUGUCAUGUACUCAGUUAUUAGUUUCUUAACAAGAUCAGUGGUGGGAGGCUUCUGAGAAAUUAGAAAUAAAACGGAUUUAGGAACACAGCAACGUAAUGAUUAAUUAAAAAUGGCUAAUUUGUAAAAAAUAACUACUGUUAUCUCGCCACAAAAAUGCUUGUAACCCAAGAAUUAUAUGGAAUCUACGCUCUCUUUCUGUUCAAAAAUGUUCGCGUAAUUACUUGAAAACAAGUUGUUAACUUUCUUAUCUAACUGUUGCAUUAGUAUGAACACAAAUGACAUUAGCGUUGCAGACCGUGGCGAAAGAGAGGAUUCAUUUCCGAGUAUUGUUUAUCGCCAGCUUUGUAGCAGAUUGACCCGGCGGCGACAUCGAGUGAAUUCAAGCGUCGUGAAGGUGGUGUCGGUAAGUUGGAUUAAUUAGAUCAUUGUAAUCCGUCCUAAUCUUGUUCAAAUCCAUCCAUCUGUACGUCUCUCUGGCCCCCCACAAUUUCCUUUGUGAUUAUUUAACAGUUUUGACUGUUAUGGAGACAUUUUGUUUACAAUAUCACCUUAUACCGUUAUAUAUCUAAUAAGACUAGCAAAUACGGCUUAACACGCUGAUAUCGAUCGUCAACUGCCGACAGAUAGUCAAUCUAUAGAGAGACACAGUUUGUUUGUGUCUGAAUUCGAAAGUGAAAGAAAUUUGUACUUACUUGAAGAAAAAAGGUAAGAUUGAGAGUUUCCAGUUCUUUCUUAAGAACGUCCAAACGAGUUUAAGAGGACUUUGCAUUUAUUUACCUAAACAGUAGGUUAAUAUAAUACAAUUUAAAAUUUGUGGUAUUGUUUGUUAUGCUGUGAAAGAUUGUUAUUGGCGAUGAAACCGAAGUGUGACCAUUUCGGUGAAAGCUUCUGAAGAGAAAAUAGGGCCUUCAGUAUCUCGACAUAAAGUCAAAGUUAGCCACGAGUUUUCCCGUGAACGGUGUGCAGCUAACCAAAUAAAUGAAGGCAGUGUGGCCAUCAGACAUUUAAACGCCAAAUGUUUAUGUUUCUUUAAUUGCACAAGGAAGUUUUGACCAUGUAGCUAUUGAGUUUGUGGUUGAUUGAAAACCAGUGUAACAUUUGAAAGGAAGUCUGUUGAGCGUUGCUUUGUUCAGUACCACAUCGAUGAUAUCUGAGCGGAGUAACAGACUUUAAAUUGACCUCGGUGCUUUGGUCGAUGUAGGUGGAAUUCUAUAUUUAAACUUUUGCCUAGCGAACCACAAACACGUGCCUUGAAAUAAGAUAACAACCAUCAGAUACGUCCCUUGUGAAUAUGAUAUAUUAGUGUAAUAGCACACUCUUCGGGAACCUUUCAAUACUUCCUGUAAAAUUCCUUAACGUACAAGGGACAUAAUUAGUUCACAUAACUUAUAUCUUUCGGAAGUUUCAUUAAAUAAGAAAAUUCCCAGACGGUUUAAUUCCUUGGUUCAAUACGAAAUUAGAAUGGCACUCUUCAGUUUGCAAGAAACAAGAGAAAACUUCAGUCAUUAGGAGUUAUAAAGCAAUUGAUAUCAGUUGUGAUAAAUGACGUUAUAAAUAUUCAUGUAUGAGAGAUGAAUUUUUAUUUCCUAACAAAUUUUGUACACAAACUAAAAAAGGGUUUAAAAUGAAAGUGCUCUGGCACAGGUAUAAGCAUGGAUAUAAAUGUGCAUUUUACACAUUUAGAUCCUGCUCUCUUGGAGGGGAAUUCUAUAUCGGUAUGUUUAACCUCACAGCCCCUGCGGAAGUGCAUUUGGUCACGUCCGAAUCUUAUUCAUCAGUAAAUAAGGAAAUUAUUUAUCAGCCAUUUAGCAUACGCAUUAUCGGGCCAUAACGUCGUUAAGCGGCAUAUUCAAGGCAUAUCAGUGCGGCGGAAGGAAUACAGAGGGUACAAGGUAACUUGAGUUUAAGUACUUUCAGGUAAAUUCUAAUACGAUAUUUUCCCAGCUGAGGUUUCUGUUUUCACAGCUCCCUUAACACAAUGUACGGGUUAACGGCCGACAAAGUCGUAAUUCUGUUGUUUACAACAUUAACUUGAAGCACAGAAAUGACGUUAUGUGCAAGAGUCGCGGAUCAAACCCUCAAACAAAGCUUAAAAUCGCGCAAAUGUCGGCACAUUUGAUUUAAACUUUUGUCUUCUCCGACCACAUCUGUAAGAGGGUCAUAUGGCUGCAAUAAAGGACUGAAGACAGUAGAAACCGAUGUGAAGUCACUCAACCACUUUCAUCCAUUGCUGAUUCAUCACAUAAUGUGUGUGUUAAUGAUAGCGUCUCUCUGAUGAGUUACCAUUGCACUGUUUGUUUGUAUCUGGUCAUAGAAGUAGGCCUGAUCCUAUUGGAUCAAAUAUUUAAAGUGUUAUGAUAACUGCGUCAAGAUUUCAAUAUUUCAAUUGUUCAUUUCUAGAGAAAGACUGUUUUUAUAAUUAAACAAAACAUUUCUUAUUUCAGGUUCAUCGAUUUGAAGCCUGACGUUUGGAAGCGGUUUGGCUCUAAGGAUCAAGAGUCAUGUCAGAACGCAACAAUCCCGAGAAGGAACAGAAACAAACUCGAUACAAGAAUACCAUACACUUGUGGGAGUUUUUAUUGGAACUUCUGGAAGACGAAAGAUACAUCCCGUUAAUUUCAUGGACAAAGAAGGAAGAUGGAGAGUUCAAGAUUAAGAGACAGGAAGAAGUAGCCAAACGAUGGGGUCGCCUAAAACAACGAGCAGGAAUGAAUUAUGAUAAACUAAGCCGUGCGCUGAGGUAUUAUUACCAGAAAGGAAUUAUAAAGAAGGUACAAGGUCAAAGACUUGUGUAUAAAUUCCACAAACUUCCUUACGCGUACAAACCGGUGAAGUAUAACUGGCCUUGGCGACCACCCGUAGAGGACAACUCCAAACCAGAAAAACCUGAUAUCGUUUCCGUUCCGGUUUCGUUGACGACGCACUGGCCUCUGAUGUCCAUGUUUCACUCAAAUAGCCAACCACAGCGUCAGCUCAGCGCACCCGCGAACCACCAUUACAGUUGUCUUGAAUGUACUCCGCGAACCCAUGCGCCAACAGUUUGUAGAAGCCAGAUAAUGUUUCCACCAUGUAGUUGUAGGGGGUCAGCGGUUUACGGAUGCGGAUUGCGCAUGCUCCACGAACCAAGCUCUAUGCCUGUUCAAGUGAUAACGAGAUUUGUUUAGUAAUGCUUUAAGAUGGUCGCACAUGGCCGCUCUUUAUUUCAUUUGUACAAAUUUUGAUAAAAUGAUCAGAAAAAAUUGCUUUCGCCAUCGUGUGAACGUUUUCUACAAGAACUGAAGAUUCAAAACGUAUCUGAGAACGAGAUAAUUUCUCGUGAGACCUUGCGACUCAGAGUCCACAUGCAUGUUAUUUUACCUUCAGAUAAAACGUUGCCCGAAACAAUAUCGACCGACAAUAACAUCACUCGAGAAAAAAAAGGUGAGAUAUUGUUUUAAGGUAAGAACGGUUAGAAACGUGAGUGUUUGAAUAUGUAGUUCAGCUAAAUGUAUUUCCUUUGUUAUGUAAUAAACAGCAACAUUAGGUAGCUUUAACUUA
Molecule: messenger RNA, 4892 nt
Organism: Pocillopora damicornis (cauliflower coral)
Lineage: Eukaryota; Metazoa; Cnidaria; Anthozoa; Scleractinia; Pocilloporidae
Product: transcriptional regulator ERG homolog
Biological process (GO): cell differentiation; regulation of transcription by RNA polymerase II
Cellular component (GO): nucleus
Molecular function (GO): DNA-binding transcription factor activity, RNA polymerase II-specific; sequence-specific DNA binding
Source: RefSeq, a predicted model, not a curated record